CGCACAUCGAUCACAGCUAGCUCGUUGAUCUCUCUCGCCAAUCGCCAUGGAUGAGUCCAGGAGGGCGUCGUUCCUGCCACUUCUCUGCCUCUUCUUCCUCCUCCUCGCCGCCGCGGCGCCGGGGUGCGCGGCGUACAACCCGCGCAUGCUGUUCCUGGUGAAGCCCGACCCGAUCGUGCUCCAGGACCACCACGGCUCGCUGCUCACGGGGAACCUCACCGUCAACAUCCUCUACUACGGUCGCUUCGCCCCUGCGCAGCGCGCCAUCGUCGCCGACUUCGUCCGCUCGGUCUCUGCGCCGACGACCCGUGCCGCGCAGGCCGGCCCGUCCGUGGCGUCCUGGUGGCGCGUCACCUCGCUGUACCGCGGCGGGGGCGCGCGCCUCCGGCUCGGCCGGCAGCUCCUCGACGAGCGCAUGUCGCUCGGCCGGUCCCUCUCGCUGGAGAACGUCACAGCACUGGCGAAGGCCGCGGGGCACCACCGCGGCGCCAUCACGGCCGUGCUCACGGCGCCCGACGUCCUCGUGGACCCCUUCUGCAUGUUCCGGUGCGGCGUCCACGACCACGCUAGCGCCGGCGCGCACGGCAGGGCGCGGUACACCUACCUGUGGGCGGGCAACCCGGCCAAGCAGUGCCCAGGCCAGUGCGCGUGGCCGUUCGCGAGGCCCGUCUACGGGCCACCGAUGCCGCCGCUCGUGUCGCCGAGCGGCGACGUCGGCAUGGAUGGCGUGGUGAUCAGCCUCGCCGCGCUGCUCGCUGGCACGGUGACCAACCCCUACGGGGAGGGGUACUACCAGGGCGACUUGGGCAUGGAGGCCGCGACGGCGUGCACCGGCAUCUUCGGCAGCGGCGCUUACCCCGGCUACCCGGGGACGCUACUCAAAGAUCCUGCCACCGGCGCGAGCUACAACGCCGUCGGACUGGGCGGCAGGAAGUACCUGCUCCCGGCGCUGUGGGACCCGACGACGUCCAAGUGCAGGACGCUUGUGUAAGCGUUGUGUGCGAGGCACGACGCGCGUGAGACCGAGGAUGCAAAACGGAUGCUCUAGCACUCCAGAUGCAUGAGAUCACGAAGAAAAAUAAAUGACUCGUUUAUUAAUUUCCUGCUCCGAGUAGUACUAUUUCACUUCGUUUUGCAUGUACUUGUCUCGUUUGAUUAAUUUGCUCUUUGGGCAGGAGAGGUUGUAUUGUACUCUAUGAGUUUCAUGCAUCGUAGGAUGCCAAUGUUAAUGGUUUUUGCAUGCAUGUUCUAUUACGUGCGUGCUUGUGGAAAUAUUGGAUGCUUUUGGCU
This is a messenger RNA of Lolium perenne, 1290 nucleotides long. Its product is annotated as protein EXORDIUM-like 2. The record is from RefSeq and is a predicted model, not a curated record. NCBI's taxonomy places the organism in Eukaryota, Viridiplantae, Streptophyta, Magnoliopsida, Poales, Poaceae.